Messenger RNA from Hemibagrus wyckioides, 2484 nucleotides. RefSeq names its product DEAD (Asp-Glu-Ala-Asp) box helicase 1 (gene ddx1). Bases 77 to 2299 code for a protein of 740 amino acids. The record is from RefSeq and is a predicted model, not a curated record. Gene Ontology annotation, molecular function: RNA helicase activity; ATP binding; protein binding. NCBI's taxonomy places the organism in Eukaryota, Metazoa, Chordata, Actinopteri, Siluriformes, Bagridae. The transcript has 26 exons.
GCUGGUUGUGUGGUGCACACGGACACAUAUAUUUUUAAGCACGCUUGUCAAAUCCGGUUGCUUUCAGUAGGCAACCAUGGCUGCGUUUGCUGAAAUGGGCGUGAUGCCUGAAAUCGCUCAGGCUGUUGAAGAGAUGGACUGGCUGCUUCCCACCGACAUCCAGGCCGAGUCCAUUCCCCUGAUCCUCGGCGGAGGAGACGUCCUCAUGGCUGCAGAGACAGGAAGUGGCAAAACUGGGGCCUUCAGCAUCCCAGUGAUCCAGAUUGUGUAUGAGACUCUGAAAGAUCAUCAGGAGGGGAAGAAAGGCCGUGCUGCUGUCAAGACAGGAGGAGCAGUCUUUAAUAAAUGGCAGAUGAACCCGUACGACCGAAGCCCAGCAUUCGCUAUCGGACCUGACGGGCUUUGCUGCCAGAGCAGAGAGUUUAAGGAGUGGCAUGGCUGCCGAUCCACCAGAGCUGUGACUAAAGGAAAGUACUACUAUGAAGUCUCCUGCCAUGACCAGGGCUUGUGCAGGAUCGGAUGGUCCACUAGUCAAGCCUCGCUGGACCUGGGUACGGACAAGUUCGGUUUCGGCUUCGGAGGGACGGGGAAGAAAUCCCACAAUAAACAGUUUGAUAGUUAUGGAGAGGAGUUCACUAUGCACGACACCAUCGGCUGCUACAUCGACCUGGAGAGCGGCCACCUGUCAUUCUCCAAAAAUGGGAAUGAUCUGGGCUUGGCCUUCGAGAUUCCCCAGAACAUGAGAAAUCAGCCGUUCUUCGCUUCCUGUGUGCUGAAGAAUGCUGAACUGAAGUUUAAUUUCGGGGGAGAGUCGUUUAAACAUCCCCCCAAAAAAGGGUUCACUGCUCUGGAUCAAGCUCCUGAUGGCCAUGCGGUCAAAACCACUCAGACUGGCAGUGCCCCGGUCAGUCAGGUGAAGACGAGCUCUAACUCCCCUAAAGCUCUGAUUGUGGAGCCGUCGAAAGAACUGGCAGAGCAGACCCUCAACAACAUCAGCCAGUUCAAGAAAUACGUGGACAAUCCCAAACUCCAAGAUUUGUUGAUCAUCGGAGGCGUGGCAGCCAAAGAGCAGCUAUCCGUUCUGGAAAGCGGGGCUGAUAUAGUGGUUGGCACGCCCGGUAGACUCGAUGAUCUCAUAUCCACAGGAAAACUUGAUCUCUCCCAAGUCCGCUUCCUGGUUCUUGAUGAAUGUGAUGGACUCCUUACAGCCGGCUACACCGACUUCAUCAUGAGGGUCUUCAACAAGAUCCCCCAGGUCACCUCAGAUGGAAAGAGACUGCAGGUGAUCGUCUGCUCGGCCACCCUGCACUCGUUCGAUGUGAAGAAGCUGUCAGAGAAGAUCAUGCACUUCCCCACGUGGGUGGAUCUAAAAGGUGAAGACUCUAUACCUGAGACGGUGCAUCACGUGGUGGUACCCGUGAACCCCAAAAACGACCGGCUCUGGGAAAGACUGGGCAAAAGCCACAUCCGGACUGAUGAAGUGCAUGCGAAAGACAACACAAGGCCAGGAGCCAACACUCCAGAGAUGUGGUCAGAGGCCAUCAAAAUCCUGAAGGGUGAGUACACGGUUCGCGCAAUUAAGGAGCACAAGAUGGACCAAGCCAUCAUCUUCUGCAGGACGAAGAUCGACUGCGACAACAUGGAGCAGUACCUGAUCGCACAGGGAGGAGGUCCUGACAAGAAAGGACAUCAGUUCUCGUGUGUCUGUCUUCACGGUGACCGGAAGCCCAACGAGCGCAAAUACAACUUGGAGCGCUUCAAGAAAAAGGAAGUGAGGUUUUUGAUUUGCACAGAUGUAGCAGCCAGAGGAAUCGACAUCCGCGGCGUCCCUUAUGUCAUCAAUGUGACUUUGCCGGAUGAGAAGCAGAAUUAUGUGCAUCGUAUCGGACGAGUGGGCCGAGCUGAGAGGAUGGGUCUGGCCAUUUCUCUGGUUGCCAUGGAAAAGGAGAAGGUAUGGUAUCACGUGUGUCCUAACAGAGGCCGAGGCUGCUAUAACACCAGGUUAAAGGAGGAUGGAGGCUGCACUAUCUGGUACAACGAGAAGGAGCUGUUGGGAGAUAUCGAGGAUCAUCUGAAGUGCACUAUCACUCAGUGUGAGCCGGACAUCAAGGUGCCCAUAGACGAAUUUGAUGGCAAGGUCACUUACGGCCAGCGCCGAGCUGCUGGAGGUGGUCUCUAUAAGGGUCAUGUGGAUAUUUUGGCCCCUACGGUACAGGAGCUUGCUAACCUGGAGCGAGAAGCUCAGACAUCGUUCCUGCAGCUUGGUUAUCUCCCUAACCAGCUCUUCAAAGCCUUCUGAGCGUUCCUCUUCAGCCCUGAGUAACAGACAAGGAAGUGGAUGAUGUGGCUCCAAACACUAAACUAGCAGCGUGUUUAAAAAAAAUGCUUUCAUUAUUAUUCAUUUACUUUCACAGCAAGUAAGAAAAUGCUUUUGUUGUCAUUAGAUGGGUUUAAGUGUUAAGCUCAAUAAAUCAAUGCACAAAA